UUUUUCUCAGUGUCAAAUAAAAAAUAAAUAAACAGAAAUUGCAAAGCACAUGAAUUAGUUUUCAUUUUCUUUUGCAAUUUAAUUAACUAAAGUGGAUUAAUUUGCACCUCGUUAUGCUAAUUAAGAAAAUAUACUCGUAUGCUCCGCAAACAUUGUAGGAAAUCCCAACUUCCCACCGCCCACACCACACUAAGGUGCUACGCCACCACGCCAAAUGCUGAAAGCUCAUCAACCAAACGACCAACAAACUAUAAAUACAUGCAGAGUGAAAGCGUUAAGUAGCUACCUAAGUUGAGUUGAAAAAUCCUAACGCCUACACAAAUAAAAAAGAUACACAACACAAAGACUGACUGUAAAAUAAAUAAAUAAACAGAUACGUAAAUAAAAAUAUCCGAAGGAUAUAAAAAAAAUAUCCGAAGGAUACAAAAAAAAAAUAUUCAAAGAAUAAAAGUGAAGUUUUAAUAGAGUGCGGUAAACAGCUCGGCAGCUCGGCAGCACGGCAGUACUUUCCUGUCAACUUACGUCGACAUAUCCUUCCACCGAUACUUAUACAUAUAUACGUGCAAACGCCGCCAUUAGUACUUAGCGAAAAGGAUACACAGGAUACACAGUUUAUUUUAAGUUACAACACAGUCAGUUAGUCAGUUGAUCCUACUUUUGCUAUUGCCUUUAUUGUGUUUUUAUUGUGUUGUGUUGUGUUAUGUUGUGUUGUGUUGUGUUUAUAUAACUCUGACUGCGUAGAGUGUAUCUGUGCUUGACAGAUAGUUAGUUCCAAAUGCAUAUGUGUACACGUGACCUUUGCUAAAUUCACACAAAUAUAUCCGUAUGAACAAAAUAAGACCAGCAUAAAUCUACAAAUAAACAAAUUAAAUAACAUUUAAUUGGAUUGUCAAUUUCGGAUUAAAAACGUAAUUAAGCUUGAAAUAUUGAACUAAGAUAUUUGAACCAGAAGAUCUUACAUAAAUGAUGCCCGAAGUGGAUCGUGAGGGAGCAACGGAAAUGGUAAGUGAAGCACAUGCGCAUAAAUUCGAUAAGGAGUCUUUUCUAGUCAAAGAACAACAAAAAUUUAACAAAAGCAACAAUAGUAAUAAACUAAAAUCUACACAUGCGGAGAACGGUUAUAAAAUGGCUACAAGUUCUUAUGUCUACAGUAGUCCAUUAACAAUACCGCCCGUGAAUCCCUAUGAAGCAAAUUAUAAUAACAGCAUAACCGCCAACUAUAACUACCAUGUAGGAAAUACUUCUAUAAGCCCAAGUAGUAAAGAAAAAUUGACAAAUCUUUUACGUGUACGUGAUUCCAGUAGUAGUGGAACGGAACAAAGGCCACUCUCAGCUCCAUUAGCUUGUGCUAACACAGCAUCAACCACAUCAUUUUUGCAGAAAACACUAGAAACUCCACGUUCCUCAUCUUACGGUAGCGCAUUUUAUAGCAACGGCAUGUCGGUGCCAUCACCACAUACAACAUUAUCACCCCCGCCACCACCACCAACACCAAAAGCCACACAUCAGCGUCAAUUGGAUUUAUUGACACCGCCAUUGCAUGGACGGCAACUUUCACCAAUUACUGCUUGCACCCCACCAAAACCAAUGAAAGUUGGCGUUGGCACUAAUGCUCAAACAAUUAAGCAUAAGAUACAUUCGGUCACUGAUUUAUCAAGUCAACCCAACGCUGCAAGUUGGCAUCCACACGUUUAUGCCCAUCCACCAAAUCGGCCAACACCACAUAGCAUAGCUGAUAUACUUGGUUGGCGUGUGGCAGCACUUAAUAAUGAUCAACAGACAACAACGUCGAUCAGAGACAUGAUCGAUGAAUCAUCAAAUUCAUCCGUUGCAACAUUACCACCUGCCAAGUCACCAAAGAGUAUUUUGCGUAAUUUCCAACAACAAAUGCCUGUGUAUGAUGCGAAUCAUAAGCGCAGCGCCUCGUUUAGUGAUGCCAGCGAAGAUGAUGCAAAUGUUGUAUCACAUGAUCAACCUUUAGAUUUAUGUGUACCGAAAAAAUCUCGAGACUCACUCUCUCCACCACCUGCAGUCAAACAGAAUCAAGUGCUCGGCGUAUCACCGACAGCAACUGAUGGCACUAAAUCAUAUACCAAGCAGCUGAAAAAAGAUAAUAAUCAUCAUGUCAGCAAGGCCAGCGGUAAAAAGAAAAGACAUUCGGCUAAUAGUAAUUCUACAGCAACAACAAGUACUGCUACAACAACAGUUGCUGCACCGCCUGAUGUUAGUCCCUCUGGUAGUAGCGAUAGCCUAAUGCGUGAUAAAGUCUUGAAUACACCACCAGCCGCUUCAUCGACUACUAUUGAAACCACAGAAGAUGAUUCAGAUUCUGGUUCAACAGAUGCUCGCCGAAAGAAGAAGGCACGCACUACUUUUACCGGUAGACAAAUUUUCGAAUUAGAAAAACAAUUCGAAAUCAAAAAAUAUUUAAGCUCUAGCGAACGUACAGAAAUGGCCAAAUUAUUAAAUGUCACUGAGACGCAGGUGAAAAUAUGGUUUCAAAAUCGUCGCACCAAAUGGAAGAAACAGGACAAUGUCACCAAUUCCGAAGCAGCUGAACAUAAAUCAACUAAUUCCGUAAAACCAUCAUCGGCUAAUGAAAAUGGCAAAUCACAAAACCAAGCAACAGGAAACUCCGCUGUUGCGAAUUCGAUAACUUCAGCGCCAACGGAAAUGUCAACAAAAAAAUCGCACAACAACAACAACAAUAAUAACACUGAGAAAAAUCGUGCUAUAACGAAUGAAACCAGCACAAAACUAACAACAAAACACGGAACAAAAAUUAAGAAACAAUUAAAUGCAUUACUUGAGAAAACAGCGAAAAACUCCCAUAAAGGAACGGUGGGCGCGAAUGAAAUUAGCAAUGUUAGUGGUGGCGUUGGUGUUGGUGCUGGUGUUGGUAGUGGGGGAUGUGGUAACGGCGGUAGUAAUAUAACAUCUGCUACAACAGUAACCAUGGGCAAAAGUAGCACUAUCAAUGCCAAAAGCAACAAUGAGCAUAACCAUCAACAACAUCAGCUUCAUCACCAGCACGCAAUUCCAUUAACAGUAGAGCCUGCAGCACCGCUGGAACAGACUGAAAAAUUAGAAAUCAAAUUGGAAGAGUCACCGCAACAUCGUGAAUUGCAAUUGAGCUUGCUUAGGGCGGCAAACAAUCAAAGUCCACUUUUUAGUGAAAUGGAUUUUGAAAGUAAAUUAGCAGCAUCCAAAAUAUCUAAUGCAUUAGCCUUCGCCAAACUGCAAAACGGAAAUAAAACACAAAAAUCCAACCAAGAAGCAACGACUACGAAGCAAUCAUUGAACAUGAAUGAAGCUCAAGCGGAUGAGGAUAACAAACAGCAAAAAAUUGAGAAAAUGGAUGUAGAUAUAUUGAACGAUGACUUGGAUGAAAAUGAAUUGAAUGGAAGGAAAACUGAUGCAAAGGAUGCUGAUGCUGAAAACAAUGAAAAUCACGAAAUUGACGAGGAUGAGUUUAUGCAGAACAUUUAAGUCACUAGCGGAAAGGGACGUCUGCAAUUUCAAGAUGAUCUUCCAGUCAAAAUUAAUUGUGCCAAAAAUUAUUUUAACUAAGAAAAGCAUGAAAUGAGCUCAAUUUAAUCUUUUCAAUUUAAAUUAUACUAAUUCUACACUAAAUUACUUAUAAGGAGAAAUAUUACUAAGUACGUUAAGCAUAAAUAAUAAGGAAUACGUUACGUGCUAUUGUAAGGCUAGCAAACAAUUCAAUUAACUAUUAGUUUUUAAGUUAACUUAAAUGUAAAUGGAUUUUAAUUUUUAACACUUAUCUAAUUAUAAAUAAAUAUAUAUAAAUAUACAUAUAUGUAAAAUAAAUUUUACUAAAUAUAAUUUAAAUUUGCUCAGAAGAGAGAAAUAAUCUCAGCUGCUUAAAAAUGAAAGAUAAUAAACCCUAACAUCCUUUGGAGCAGAAGUGACAGGAUAAGGACUACAUGAGUGUCAUAUUUCAAUUUCAAACGUAAUAUUUGUGUGAAUACCCUAAUUUCAAAAAUAAAUCAAUAUUAUGAAUACACAAAAUAUUGCUGUA
Molecule: messenger RNA, 4039 nt
Organism: Teleopsis dalmanni
Lineage: Eukaryota; Metazoa; Arthropoda; Insecta; Diptera; Diopsidae
Exons: 4
Coding region: 964-3489 (841 amino acids)
Biological process (GO): cell differentiation; regulation of transcription by RNA polymerase II
Cellular component (GO): nucleus
Molecular function (GO): RNA polymerase II cis-regulatory region sequence-specific DNA binding; DNA-binding transcription factor activity, RNA polymerase II-specific
Source: RefSeq, a predicted model, not a curated record